Messenger RNA from Scatophagus argus, 1981 nucleotides. RefSeq lists its product as uncharacterized. The transcript is spliced from 4 exons. The coding region runs from base 734 to 1981 and encodes 415 amino acids. The record is from RefSeq and is a predicted model, not a curated record. NCBI's taxonomy places the organism in Eukaryota, Metazoa, Chordata, Actinopteri, Scatophagidae.
UUGGCCUUUCACAUAUUUGUUAUGUAAAGCUUAGAGACAUAUCCUACAUAGACAACCAACACAGCAAUCCAUUUUUACGUCGUAUCGUAUGCAUUCAAGCUUCAGUGCAGUUGCUAUACAAAAUACAUGUUCCUGGUGGGCUCUGUCCACGUUGUUGGUAUAGGCUAACUAUAGCCACGAAAUACAGUGUUCUGUAGCCUAGCUAUUCGGUAUUGCAUGUAUAGUUGAAACGUCAUACUAUAGCUUAAAUAAUUAUAUGAGUGGUAGGUUCUGACUAUAACGCUGCAUAGUCCAACAUAUUUUCCUAGCCAACGUACUGUCAGAUGUGUUUUUAUAGGCAGCAGCGUGAAUGAAAAACGCUAAGUAAAACUUCAAAGUAUUUAAUGUAACGUGGAUCCAGAAACAGAGAACCACGAGCGCAAAAUUGCCCGCCAUUGAUUUUAAAGAAUGCUAGGAAAACCGGUGACGUAAGUGCCAUUCUAGAACGUAGGGUGUGGCUUUGAUGUUCACAUGUUUUUCAUGGACACCUGAUGUCCUUUGAUGUUCCCAAGUCCUUUGAUGUGAGAUUAUAUAAAGCGGCGAAACUCACGUCUACUUCAUUUCGAGUUAACGAAUACACCGGCAACACUUCGAUCAACUGAUCUCCUGCCUUUCUCGCUAUAACUUGAAAACAAUACGUGGAUAUAGUGCAUAAAAGACGGUCUUUUACGUUCAGCUGUAAAGAUCUGCCAACAUGCCCAUCUUUGUUUUGACGUUUGUUGCUGUCCCUUGGGCUGCUUCAAAAGCUGGUCGCCUCAUCAGAUCUGGACUGGAACUCAUUCGCACAAAUUCACCCAGGGCUAACCCAGCAGAGUCUGUUCCCCAUGAUUUACCUGUAAUCGUACCUCUACCAGCCCAGACAUACUUCCAGGACAGAAGCUUCAGUGGUCUCAGGAUGCUGCAUCAGAAUAAUGUCAGAAGCCCGAACCAACUACCAGAUGAAAAUAAGCAAGAGAAACAAGAGCAGGACAGUACCUCUGCAACCUCUAAGACUGACAUCAGCAGCCAAAGUCUUAAACUCCCUCGUCUCGCUCUCUACAUGUCUGUACAUCUGUACCCCUUUGCCUCUUUUGGAGUGAAGAAGAGAAAGUCUAGAAAGGACUUGACACCACAUCAAUUUGCUGACAGACCCCAAGUUACAGCUGCUUUUUAUGUGACCUAUGACGACAUUUUAGCGUGUAUGCAGAAAUACAAUGAAAGACAACAAAUGGUUCCUCCCCCAACAAAAGUUGCAAUCUUCUUCCGUGCGGCCCGAGCAAGAAUCAUGGAUCUUUGGUUCAGGAUUGUAGAAAAAAUUACAUCUGUUUUCGCCAAGGCCCAAGCAGCACUUUCAGCUUUGAUUUUUGACCGUUAUAAUUUUCUCUUUAUCACUGCAGUUUUAUCACUUAUUUAUUUCUUUAUUUACAGGAAAAGACCAACAAUGACUGCAGUUUUUUCCAGCACAGAGGAAGAAUUUCCGGCGGUCUUUCCACAAUUGAGACAGCAAGAGAUGUAUUUCCCAGGAAACAAGCGGGAAUUGCUGAUUUCUUUUCCACACCCACAGCAAAGAUUUCAGCUGUUUUAUCCAGAAUCAAAAGAGGGUUGGACAAUAGUUCUGAAACGGCCAGAACACCAAAUGAGGCUGCUUUUACCAGGACACCUACAAGGACUGCAGAUGGUUUUUCCACAGUCCAAGCAAGAACUGCCGGUGCCUUUUCCACGACCAGUGGAAGAAUUGCUGCUGUUAUUUCCACAAUCGGGGCAAGUAAUUCGCGUGUUUUUUCCAGGACUAACAGGACGAAUUAGAGCAGCUUUUUUCGGAGCCCAAAGAAGAAUGAUACAAGUUUUUUCCUGGACUCGAUCAAGAAUUGCUGCUGGUCUUCUCAGCGCAUCUGAACGGACUCUGACUUUGUUUGACGCGAUCUCAGACAGACUCGCAGUCAUGUUUGCAGACUUUGAGUAA